CCGCUGGGUAGGCCUCGGGCAUCCGGUCGCCGCCGCGGGGCUCUUGCUAGGGCCGGGACGCCGCAGGGGUCGGGCUCGGAGGGACCUCCUCGGCCUCGCGGGGCCGCUCUGGGCCCGACCCCGGCUCUGUCGCGGCACCCGGGGCGCGGCCGAGGGACACCCCCCCCUCCCCAAGGACGACUCUCCCGAAGGCGAGGUCGACCCGAGCGGGCCCUGGGGUGACCGAGGCACCUAUUUUUAGCCAAGCCUGAGGGCCCCCGGGAGGGAAGGCGGAUUACCGCCUCCUCGGCCGGUGGACGGAGGCAGCGCGUCUCCGGCGGCGUCCCCGGGCCGGAGCUGGGCCACACUUACGCCAUGCUGGAGUUCCAGUCCUCGCCGCUGCCUCAGGCGGUCUGGGCGCUCGCCCCCUUCCCCGGCGCCCCUCCCGCUGCCCUUUGCGAGUCCCCAGGUUUUAUAGGAUCACAUUGACAAAAGUACCAUGGAGUUUUAUGAGUCAGCAUAUUUUAUUGUUCUUAUUCCUUCAAUAGUUAUUACAGUAAUUUUCCUCUUCUUCUGGCUUUUCAUGAAAGAAACAUUAUAUGAUGAAGUUCUUGCAAAACAGAAAAGAGAACAAAAGCUUAUUCCUACCAAAACAGAUAAAAAGAAAGCAGAAAAGAAAAAGAAUAAAAAGAAAGAAAUCCAGAAUGGAAACCUCCAUGAAUCCGACUCUGAGAGUGUACCUCGAGACUUUAAAUUAUCAGAUGCUUUGGCAGUAGAAGAUGAUCAAGUUGUACCUGUUCCAUUGAAUGUCGUUGAAACUUCAAGUAGUGUUAGGGAAAGAAAAAAGAAGGAAAAGAAACAAAAGCCUGUGCUUGAAGAGCAGGUCAUCAAAGAAAGUGACGCAUCAAAGAUUCCUGGCAAAAAAGUAGAACCUGUCCCAGUUACUAAACAGCCCACCCCUCCCUCUGAAGCAGCUGCCUCGAAGAAGAAACCAGGGCAGAAGAAGUCUAAAAAUGGAAGCGAUGACCAGGAUAAAAAGGUGGAAACUCUCAUGGUACCAUCAAAAAGGCAAGAAGCAUUGCCCCUCCACCAAGAGGCUAAACAAGAAAGUGGAUCAGGGAAGAAGAAAGCUUCAUCAAAGAAACAAAAGACAGAAAAUGUCUUCGUAGAUGAACCCCUUAUUCAUGCAACUACUUAUAUUCCUUUGAUGGAUAAUGCUGACUCAAGUCCUGUGGUAGAUAAGAGAGAGGUUGUUGAUUUGCUUAAACCUGACCAAGUAGAAGGGAUCCAGAAAUCUGGGACUAAAAAACUGAAGACUGAAACUGACAAAGAAAAUGCUGAAGUGAAGUUUAAAGAUUUUCUUCUGUCCUUGAAGACUAUGAUGUUUUCUGAAGAUGAGGCUCUUUGUGUUGUAGACUUGCUAAAGGAGAAGUCUGGUGUAAUACAAGAUGCUUUAAAGAAGUCAAGUAAGGGAGAAUUGACUACGCUUAUACAUCAGCUUCAAGAAAAGGACAAGUUACUCGCUGCUGUGAAGGAAGAUGCUGCUGCUACAAAGGAUCGGUGUAAGCAGUUAACCCAGGAAAUGAUGACAGAGAAAGAAAGAAGCAAUGUGGUUAUAACAAGGAUGAAAGAUCGGAUUGGAACAUUAGAAAAGGAACAUAAUGUAUUUCAAAACAAAAUACAUGUCAGUUAUCAAGAGACUCAACAGAUGCAGAUGAAGUUUCAGCAAGUUCGUGAGCAGAUGGAGGCAGAGAUAGCUCACUUGAAGCAGGAAAAUGGUAUACUGAGAGAUGCUGUCAGCAACACUACAAAUCAACUGGAAAGCAAGCAGUCUGCAGAACUAAAUAAACUACGCCAGGAUUAUGCUAGGUUGGUGAAUGAGCUGACUGAGAAAACAGGAAAGCUACAGCAAGAGGAAGUCCAAAAGAAGAAUGCUGAGCAAGCAGCUACUCAGUUGAAGGUUCAACUACAAGAAGCUGAGAGAAGGUGGGAAGAAGUUCAGAGCUACAUCAGGAAGAGAACAGCGGAACAUGAGGCAGCACAGCAAGAUUUACAGAGUAAAUUUGUGGCCAAAGAAAAUGAAGUACAGAGUCUGCAUAGUAAGCUUACAGAUACCUUGGUAUCAAAACAACAGUUGGAGCAAAGACUAAUGCAGUUAAUGGAAUCAGAGCAGAAAAGGGUGAACAAAGAAGAGUCUCUACAAAUGCAGGUUCAGGAUAUUUUGGAGCAGAAUGAGGCUUUGAAAGCUCAAAUUCAGCAGUUCCAUUCCCAGAUAGCAGCCCAGACCUCCGCUUCAGUUCUAGCAGAAGAAUUACAUAAAGUGAUUGCAGAAAAGGAUAAGCAGAUAAAACAGACUGAAGAUUCUUUAGCAAGUGAACGUGAUCAUUUAACAAGUAAAGAAGAGGAACUUAAGGAUAUACAGAAUAUGAAUUUCUUAUUAAAAGCUGAAGUGCAGAAAUUACAGGCCCUGGCAAAUGAGCAGGCUGCUGCUGCACAUGAAUUGGAGAAGAUGCAACAAAGUGUUUAUGUUAAAGAUGAUAAAAUAAGAUUGCUGGAAGAGCAACUACAACAUGAAAUUUCAAACAAAAUGGAAGAAUUUAAGAUUCUCAGUGACCAAAACAAAGCAUUAAAAUCAGAAGUUCAGAAGCUACAGACUCUUGUUUCUGAACAGCCUAAUAAGGAUGUUGUGGAACAAAUGGAAAAAUGCAUUCAAGAAAAAGAUGAGAAGUUAAAGACUGUGGAAGAAUUACUUGAAACUGGACUUAUUCAGGUGGCAACUAAAGAAGAGGAGCUGAAUGCAAUAAGAACAGAAAAUUCAUCUCUGACAAAAGAAGUUCAAGACUUAAAAGCUAAGCAAAAUGAUCAGGUUUCUUUUGCCUCUCUAGUUGAAGAACUUAAGAAAGUGAUCCAUGAGAAAGAUGGAAAGAUUAAGUCUGUAGAAGAGCUUCUGGAGGCAGAACUUCUCAAAGUUGCUAACAAGGAGAAAACUGUUCAGGAUUUGAAACAGGAAAUAAAGGCUCUAAAAGAAGAAAUAGGAAAUGUCCAGCUUGAAAAGGCUCAACAGUUAUCUGUCACUUCCAAAGUUCAGGAGCUUCAGAACUUAUUAAAAGGAAAAGAGGAACAGAUGAAUACCAUGAAGGCUGUUUUGGAAGAGAAAGAGAAAGACCUAGCCAAUACAGGGAAGUGGUUACAGGAUCUUCAAGAAGAAAAUGAAUCUUUAAAAGCACAUGUUCAGGAAGUAGCACAACAUAACUUGAAAGAGGCCUCUUCUGCAUCACAGUUUGAAGAACUUGAGAUUGUGUUGAAAGAAAAGGAAAAUGAAUUGAAGAGGUUAGAAGCCAUGCUAAAAGAGAGGGAGAGUGAUCUUUCUAGCAAAACAAAGCUGUUACAGGAUGUACAAGAUGAAAACAAAUUGUUUAAGUCCCAAAUUGAGCAGCUUAAACAACAAAACUACCAACAGGCAUCUUCUUUUCCCCCUCAUGAAGAAUUAUUAAAAGUAAUUUCAGAAAGAGAGAAAGAAAUAAGUGGUCUCUGGAAUGAGUUAGAUUCUUUGAAGGAUGCAGUUGAACACCAGAGGAAGAAAAACAAUGACCUUCGGGAGAAAAACUGGGAAGCAAUGGAAGCAUUGGCAUCAACUGAAAAAAUGCUGCAGGACAAAGUGAACAAGACUUCCAAGGAAAGGCAGCAACAGGUGGAAGCUGUUGAGUUGGAGGCUAAAGAAGUUCUCAAAAAAUUAUUUCCAAAGGUGUCUGUCCCUUCUAAUUUGAGUUAUAGUGAAUGGUUGCAUGGAUUUGAAAAAAAGGCAAAAGAAUGUAUGGCUGGAACUUCAGGGUCAGAGGAGAUUAAGGUUCUAGAGCACAAGUUGAAAGAAGCUGAUGAAAUGCACACAUUGUUACAGCUAGAGUGUGAAAAAUACAAAUCCGUCCUUGCAGAAACAGAAGGAAUUUUACAGAAGCUACAGAGAAGUGUUGAGCAAGAAGAAAAUAAAUGGAAAGUUAAGGUCGAUGAAUCACACAAGACUAUUAAACAGAUGCAGUCAUCAUUUACAUCUUCAGAACAAGAGCUAGAGCGAUUAAGAAGUGAAAAUAAGGAUAUUGAAAAUCUGAGAAGAGAACGAGAACAUUUGGAAAUGGAACUAGAAAAGGCAGAGAUGGAACGAUCUACCUAUGUUACAGAAGUCAGAGAGCUGAAAGAUCUGUUGACUGAAUUGCAGAAAAAACUUGAUGAUUCAUAUUCUGAAGCAGUAAGACAGAAUGAAGAGCUAAAUUUGUUGAAGGCACAGUUAAAUGAAACACUCACAAAACUUAGAACUGAACAAAAUGAAAGACAGAAGGUAGCUGGUGAUUUGCAUAAGGCUCAACAGUCACUGGAGCUUAUCCAGUCAAAAAUAGUAAAAGCUGCUGGAGACACUACUGUUAUUGAAAAUAGUGAUGUUUCCCCAGAAACGGAGUCUUCUAAGAAGGAGACAAUGUCUGUAAGUCUAAAUCAGACUGUAACACAGUUACAGCAGUUGCUUCAGGCAGUAAACCAACAGCUCACAAAGGAGAAAGAGCACUACCAGGUGUUAGAGUGAAGUAAUUGGGAAACUGUUCAUUUGAGGAUAAAAAAGGCAUUGUAUUAUAUUUUGCCAAAUUAAAGCCUUAUUUAUGUUUUCACCCUUUCUACUUUGUCAGAAACACUGAACAGAGUUUUGUCUUUUCUAAUCCUUGUUAGACUACUGAUUUAAAGAAAGAAAAAAAAAGCCAACUCUGUAGACACCUUCAGAGUUUAGUUUUAUAAUAAAAACUGUUUGAAUAAUUAGACCUUUACAUUCCUGAAGAUAAACAUAUGUAAUCUUUUAUCUUAUUUUGCUCAAUAAAAUUGUUCAGAAGAUCAAAGUGGUAAAGACAAUGUAAAAUUUAACAUUUUAAUACUGAUGUUGUACACUGUUUUACUUAACAUUUUGGGAAGUAACUGCCUCUGACUUCAACUCAAGAAAACACUUUUUUGUUGCUAAUGUAAUCGGUUUUUGUAAUGGCGUCAGCAAAUAAAAGGAUGCUUAUUAUUCAGA
Molecule: messenger RNA, 5029 nt
Organism: Gorilla gorilla gorilla (western lowland gorilla)
Lineage: Eukaryota; Metazoa; Chordata; Mammalia; Primates; Hominidae
Gene: KTN1
Product: kinectin 1
Exons: 44
Coding region: 479-4552 (1357 amino acids)
Biological process (GO): protein transport; microtubule-based movement
Cellular component (GO): endoplasmic reticulum membrane
Molecular function (GO): kinesin binding
Source: RefSeq, a predicted model, not a curated record